UGCAACCUGUGACCACACAUUUGCUCACCAGUCAAUGGCUGGGCUACGGAGACCUCCGGCUCUUGCUUAAGCCGGAAGACUGCUAGGUACCCUGACGCCCUGGCUCAGGCCGUGGCCAGCUUGAUCCAACCAUUGUUAAGCCGAGGACCACCUCUCACCAUUUCCACAGCGAUGGCAUUGGUCCCUGUGAAAUCUCCUCGAGCCGUAGUUGACGGGGGUGGGAUCCCAUCGCCCCCUGAUUGGGCCGAUUGGAGUCGCCCUGAAACCCCACACAAUGAUUUCCAAUCUUUGCGACAGUCUUGGACUCAACUGGCUUUGAGUGCCAGACUGCCUCAGCAACUAAGGGUGCGCUUUCAGUCUCAAUCAAGUGACCCACCCACCUUUCACUGAAGCCCAACUAGCACCUUUCAAGCAAUCCUUGGAUGACUGGUAUUUUCAUCAGACCCAAAAACAUCUAGAUUGGAGUAUCCCUGUAAGCCAGCCUUUUGCGCUUCACGCCUUGCAGGCCAUUGCAGAGCUUCUCAAAGAUCCAGAUGUGGCCCUGUGGCCGGCCUUAUGGGCCGGCGUCCCAACAGGGUUCAAAAAGGACAUUCCCCCCAGCCAUGUGUUUGGGCCAGCGCCUGAUGACUCAGCCUCUGCGCCCCCUGAUCUGUCAGUCCAUCUGACCAACUGGCAGUCAGCAGAAGAUCAUGAGGACAUUGUCAGUGGCUUACUUCAAAAGGAAAUAGCUGAGGGCUGGGUUCGAUGUUUCGACGGAGACUUGGCCGCUGCCCAGUCUCAAUGGCCAGAUUGCCUGGCUGUAGGCAAGCUGUCCGUCGCUUUCUCAGAUGCUCGACCUCCUCGAUUAGUGAUGGACCCCACAGUCUCAGGCACGAACCAUUCAUGCCACGUGCCUGACAAGCAGACCAUGCCAACGGCUCUAGAUGUCACUCGAGCUUUCCCAUUGCGAGAAUGCCCAGAGCCCCAAAGCGCAUUCGGCCUGGACAUCAAAAGCGCCCACAAGCGCAAGGUCUGUUGAUGUUCCAGUUUCGAGGCAAAUUGUAUUACUAUACAGUGUGCCCGUUUGGUGCCAAGUUCAGCCAGCAUUGGUGGGGGCGCAUGGGCUCAUAUCUAGUCCGCCUCUUCCAUCGAUUUUUGUACACCAAGCAUGCGCUGUUUUUGUUUGUAGAUGAUUUUCUACUUACUUCGCCAACAGUGGUCUUGCCAGUGCAUGCCACUUUCCUUUGCCUCUUGUGCCAAGUGUUUCAGGUUCCAGUGAGCUGGACGAAAUGCAGUUUGGGUCCAAUCCAGACUUGGAUUGGCUGGUCCUUUGACUUUGGAGCCGGCCUCGUCAGACUACACGAGUCCAAACGCGCCAAGCUCAGGGCAGGAAUAGCCCACCUAUUGCAACACACUAAACUCAAGAAAAAAGCUUAGGACUGGCUAUGUGGUGUACCAGUCUUUUCCCCACCAUUCGCAUUCACCUGCACCAUUUGUAUGCUGACCUUGCAAAGCCAGUAGACACGCAGUUUAGCUGUGGACCCGACGACUGGCUUGCCUUGCAAACAGCGUUAGAUGACGCCUUAGUGUUUACCACCACGCUCAGGGGUACCGUGAUUUUUCCUGGGAGCAAGCUCGUGUCAGUGAGGCACCGUGCAGUCACCACCCUUGCUGAAGUUAAAUCAGUGCCUAUCACGGAUCGCAGGAUCUGGAUGCGCAUCCGCGAUCCCACCACCACGACUCGUAGGUUGUCCCAGGAAUCUAAGAGCACCUUGGACCUUUUGCAGCAGUGGCUUUCCUGGGAUUCGCCCCUGCUAUCCAUGAGACCCAAGCCCUUGUGGCCUGGGGCAGCAUUCGCAGACGCUUGUGCGAAUGGGGCAGUUUGCGGCGUUGGCGGUUUUCUGAAAGGACCGAACGGCAUGUGCUGGUUUUCAGAGACUUUCCAGCAUAGUCACUUUGCAGCGCUGCCGCUCAAGCUGGACAUGGAUCUGCAAAAGAGCAUUUCAUUUAUUGAAACGCUGGCACAGUUUGCGCUGUUACACUGUUUGGUUCAGUCUCAUUCUGCCUGCAGAUUGAAUUGGAAGAUCACGAGCUUCACUGACAACACAGGUGCUGAGGCUCGUCUGAACUCCUUGUUCAGUACACAGUAUCCAAUGAAUUUCCUUCUUGAAAGAAUCAGCCUGCUGCUGUCCAAACACCAUCUCAUUUUGGACACGCAGCAUGUGCCGGGCUGCAGCAACGAUUUAGCGGACAUGCUGAGCCGCUGGGAUGGCGUUUCCAUCCUGCCACCGCAGUUCACUCCUGAGACACGUUACAGAGUUUCACUUCAACAGUUGUGGCAUUUUCAACCUUCGCCUAAGUUUGCUCCUAGCUCCAGAAAGCCUUCCUGGCUUCGCGCUUAACUGCC
Messenger RNA from Effrenium voratum, 2386 nucleotides. The record is from the annotation of a GenBank genome assembly. NCBI's taxonomy places the organism in Eukaryota, Dinophyceae, Suessiales, Symbiodiniaceae.